Messenger RNA from Chinchilla lanigera (long-tailed chinchilla), 3555 nucleotides. RefSeq names its product SRY (sex determining region Y)-box 12 (gene Sox12). Lineage: Eukaryota; Metazoa; Chordata; Mammalia; Rodentia; Chinchillidae. The record is from RefSeq and is a predicted model, not a curated record. Gene Ontology annotation, biological process: cell differentiation; positive regulation of transcription by RNA polymerase II; negative regulation of transcription by RNA polymerase II. Gene Ontology annotation, molecular function: DNA-binding transcription factor activity, RNA polymerase II-specific; RNA polymerase II cis-regulatory region sequence-specific DNA binding.
AGGGGGCGGCCGCCCCCGCCGCUUCUCCGACCCCGUCGGAGGACGAGGAGCUGGAGGAGGAGGAGGCGGCGGCAGCGGCGGAGGAAGGCGAGGAGGAGACGACGGCGUCGCGGGAGGAGCCCCUGGGCUUUCUAUCCAGGCAGCCCCCGGUCCCCACCGGCCUGGACUGCAGCGCCCUGGACCGCGACCCAGACCUGCCCCCUGCCUCGGGCACGUCACACUUCGAGUUCCCGGACUACUGCACCCCCGAGGUCACCGAGAUGAUCGCGGGGGACUGGCGCCCGUCUAGCAUCGCCGACCUGGUUUUCACCUACUGAGCCCAUCGUCAGCGGGGCGCGCACGCCCCCAAACCAGCUGUUUACAUACAGGAAUCAGGUAUUGGGGCCCCUCGGAGGCCGAGGCUGGCACCCCAUCUCCCGCGCAGCCUCUCCCCUCCUAGACGUGCCCAUCCCCCCCUCGGAUCCAGACUUGCCCCUCCCCCGCGGACACACCCCAAGGCAACCCAACCCCCAGCCUUUCCCUGACAGCCACGCCCCUCCCCAUUUUGUCCCCUCCCGCACAGCCACCAGCAGCCAGCCCCCCUCGGAUACACCUCCCCUCUCCCUUACCGACCUGCACCCCUCCCCCACUUUGCACACGCCCCUCCUCGUGGCCGGAGGACACGCCCCCUCGCUCGCGAAUCUCUUCUCCCUCGCCUAGCCUGCCUUCUUGGAGUGGGGGCGAUGAGGCCCCACGCUCUUCUUCUAGCCCCGCCCCCUCCCGGGGGUUGGCGCGCGCUCCUUCACCCCUGGAGCUCUAGGGCCCGCCCCUCCUCUUGGGCCCACCCCCCUCCUUGCGCAUGCUUAAUGCUACUUGGGAGGAGGGGGCUGGUUCUUGGCCGGCUGCCGGCCUCUGGCCUGUGCCCAGAAGGACGAGGGCGAGCGUGGAGCGAUCCUGAGAAACCCUUUGAUCCUGGAGCCCUUGGCUUCCUCUCUACCCGACGGGGCGUCACUGCCUUAAUGGGAGGAGCACUUAGAAGGGAGAGAAAAAAUUAGGUAGUCCAGAAGGCAUGGCUGGGUCUUGGACUCUCGAAGUGGCAUAGGUCCGCUUCUCUGGUGAGGUCGCCCACACCCACCACCUUCCCAACAGCCUGACUGCCGUUAGUUUAUCUUGGUCCCCAGGAACGUCCCUUUCCCCAACUGGGAAUUGGGAGGAAGAGCUUCCUCUGGAAAUCCACAGAGGAAGGGAUUGACCAAGAAAACUUAGAAAUGAGAUCGCUACUGUCUGGGGACAGGAUCCCUGCUGCUCCCACCCCCACCGGGGGAAGCGCCCUAUCACCUCAGGGCACCCUCCAGCCUGGGCUCCUCUCUAAACCCACCAUCCCUUCCUUCCUUGUCACCCAAUCCACCCUUAACAACCACAGCUGCAGUAUUCAGUGGGAGAAACUGAGGCAUGUUGGUGCUAGGGGGUUGGGAGUGAGAUAGGACAGCAGAUGGGUGGCAGGAAGGAGCCCCCGAGUAAACAGUGGCUUGAGAGAGACCACCUACCGCGCGGGGAGAGGAUGCGUUCUAGAGUGGAGAUGGGCUGCUGUUUGCACCUCAGUUUUUCCAUGUGAGAAAUGGGGGCGGCGCUGCUGUUGGAGGAAGAUGUGUCGGGUUCAGAAUGCCUGAAACCGUGUCCCCCUGCUGUUACCCCCUCAGCCCGGCUCCCAGCUGGAGUCCCACCCCUCCGGCCUCCCCAUGUCCCCUCUGCCGUCACUACCUGUAUCGCCGGCGUGUGUUCACCUCCGGGUGGCUCACACACUCUCAUUCACACACACAAAUCUCAGGAACAAACGGUCCCAGAGUCCUCCGGGUCCCCUGCCCAGGGUCUCUACAGGUCUCUGCCCCACGCGUUCCCUUCGCUGACAAAGCCACCAGCUGCCUCUUUUAAGCUUGGUGCUCCGGCUCUGGGCCUUUCUUGCGCUCUCUCUCUCUCUUUUUUUUUUUUUUUUUUUUAAGAAAACAAAACAAAAAAGACAAUGAAAAAAACCAGAAAACGUCAUGUGAGUGAAGAGAUGUCACUGUCUGUGGUCUUGGAGAACUAGUUAGUAGCUGAAGGGAGGGGUCCCUCCGUCUGGGGCACUGGCACCCACAGCAGGACUUCCGCCAGUCUGAUGCCAGGACUGAAUAAAGUGUAUUUGCCCCAAUCUUGCCCUGUGGUUCUGCAUGUCUGUGCUUUUCCUCAACCCUCCCCCAACAGAUGGCCAGAUUUAAGUCUGCAGGAUUUAAUCUAUGCAGGAAGAGCUAGCUGACUGGGGACCAGGUGCCUGGCCUGUAUGGGCCUCUGUGUCCUUCUGUCUCAGGACUCCCUGCCCUCGCGGGGGGCAGCGGACUCCUCCCCUGCAGAGGCCAGGCAGGUAGCACGAAUGAGUGAACACUGGUGUGAGGACCCAGUUCAAGGGUGGCAACUACCUACCUGCUGUCAGUUGUGACCCUGUGGGAAUUUGGUCCAGGGUGACCAGGUGGUCAGAUUUUUCAAGAGAAGCUGGAGACAUUGUUGCUUCUGAGUCAUCAUAAUUUCAAAAUGAAAACUGACUCAAAUAUUUUUAAACCUCUGAGCCAAGUGAAGCAGGUGUGUGGGCAGGUCAGCCCCAAGGUUAGUUUGUCCCUGCCCUAAAUGAAUACUAAAAAGCUGGCUAGGGCCACACUGCCCAAGGCCCAGCUCCUGCCCUGAGUACACGUCUGACCUGAAGCAAAUUAACUUUAUCCCAACUCUUCUUUCUGAAUGUGUCACAUGAGGGUGAGGAGGAAACCUGCUUCCUGGGCUGGCAGCGUUUGACAUGGUGCUCCAUAUAUUUCCUUCCUCCAUUGUCUGUAGAGGAAGCUGAGGGUCAGGGGAACCAAGGCCAGGGAUCUCGGUUCUGUGUGUUGCUGAAGCGCUGCUCAGGCGCUGCCCACCUCCCAGUGCCAGCCUACAGGUCGGCCACACGCUGGGCUGCAGUGUAGACUGCACAACCAGAAAGCAGCAGAAGCCACAAUUCCUCGCUGUAUGGUUGCUCCUGCGCCCUCCUCACCCGGAGGUGGCUGGUGUGUCUCAGAAACAGACCAGGGCUUUCCCUCCUUUGUUCCCGACACUCCUGCCCCUAAUUUGUUUACCAGAUCCUGCGAAUUCCUAUACUCAGAUAAAGCCCCUUCUUGCUCCAAUAGCAAAGGCUAAGUGCUUCCUUUCAGCCUCUAGUUCGAAGCAAGCUGGAAGGCAAUCCUAAGAGGAGGUAGUGAGAGAGCACAGAAGGCAGUGCCCUUGCUGUGCAGGAUGGCCUCCCAGCGAGGGCUUCAGGUCAUGGAUGGCCUUACUGCCAGUGCCUCAGUGUUCAGAGACACCUCACUGAGGUCACAUCUGCCCCGGCAUCCUGCCCUGGUGGCUGAGCCAGGCACAGCAUGCACACCUGGCCAUCUGUACCAUGGUGCCCCCACCCCAGACCAGCCAGGGCACUGUCAGUCAGGCCUGCAGCACGGUUUGACCUCUUCCUGUGCCCAGGCCUGCUGUCUCUUCUCUUCACAGGUGUUGUCCCUAAUAAACAUCUUGCACCUGCAA